AUGACAGCCAGUCAAACUCCGUCAAAUCUUUCUCUGAGAGAGCUGGGAAAAGGCAUCCACCGCCUUUAUAAAGACCGCGAGCAUGCUGACUGGACCCUCAAGACGGGCCCUUCCACCAUAGAAAGGGCCCACAGCUUUGUCCUAUGGGCUCGAUCUACUUAUUUCACUGCUGCUUGCAACGGCAAGUUCAAGGAAGCCACAAUUCGAGAGUCCGACAUGACGGAGUACGGUCCCUUCAUGGUCCACCGGAUGCUGCAGUAUUGCUACCUGCUCAGCUAUGAUGACAACCCACUCUCUAUACACGGGGUUAACGAGACCUAUACAUCCAAGCUAUGUACUAACGUCCACAUGUACAACAUGGGAGAUUACUAUGACCUGCAGGGCAUGAAGCUGGAGGCUCUUAACAAGUUAAAAGAGUGCUUGAAACUCUCCGAGGCCGAGCUGGCCGAGCAAGAUGUUGCCAGUCUCUUGGAAGUCCUUCCGUGGAUUUACUCAUCGACGCUGGAUUCGGACCAUGGCUUGCGUACAGUUGCUGCUUCGUUCGGUUAUCGUCACUGGGGAACAUUGGUUGCGCGUCUCGACUUCGAGGAAGUUGCUGCGGAAAACAUCAAGUGGGUUAUCGACAUCAUCUCACAAAAGCGCGGUCAAGAGUCCAAGAUUGGCCAGUCAUCAGAAUACCAAGAUCCAGGACCGAGGCCACGGCAUUACACCCCAACGCCCCCUUUGCCCCCUUUGCCCCCGGUGCCCCCGGGGUUCAUGUAUCCUCAACCAAACCUCGGUUUUGCCUUCCAUUAA
This is a messenger RNA of Letharia columbiana, 795 nucleotides long. RefSeq lists its product as uncharacterized. The transcript has 3 exons. The record is from RefSeq and is a predicted model, not a curated record. Bases 1 to 795 code for a protein of 264 amino acids. NCBI's taxonomy places the organism in Eukaryota, Fungi, Ascomycota, Lecanoromycetes, Lecanorales, Parmeliaceae. Gene Ontology annotation, molecular function: protein binding.